AUGCUAAAACUUUUUCUUUUUCUUUGGAAAUAUGUGAAUCACUGGUAUUCAUCUCCAUUCUACAAACCACAGGGAUUUUUUGAUCUGGAUAAUAGUAAUCAGGAGCUUAGGACCGAACUGAAAGAUCUUUUCAUCAACUCUGCCAUGUUAGUCCAUACUAUUUCUUGUUGUGCGUAUCUAUAUAUAUGAAUAUUUGUAUAUUUUUUUCAUAAAAAUGGUAACAAAGUUAUCCGUGCUGCGGUCAAAUUGAUGUUGCUGGGAACAAGAAGGCUGUAGUGAUUCAUGUUCCUUACAGACUCAGGAAAGCUCUUCGGAAGAUUCAGAUUAUACUUGUCAGAGAACUAGGGAAGAAGUUCAGUGGAAAGGUGUGAACGAUUUCUAAUAUUUUCUGCUCAUACAUUUCUAACCUGAAAUCUAGCUUCUCGGUGAAUAUAUGACUGCUUUAAUAGCCUCUUCGUGAGGAAUCAACCUUUCUUUCUCUCCCCUCUCUUCCUUUGGGAUUUGAUAACUUUCUAUCAAUCCAAUGCUUGCUUCUGUUUAAUGGAGCAAUAUUUUCAAAGAAUUCAUGGUCAGAUCUCCAUCACAUGUGGCCCUUCUCAACUGCUCAUCUGAGACAAAACUUCCUGGGGAGUCAUGUUUUCAUGUUGCUUUGGAGAAGAGAAAGGUGUACCAUUAAACCUUAUCGAUGAAGUUCUUGCUUGCUUCUGUAUGUCAGGACGUCGUCUUUACUGCAUCAAGAAGGAUACUGAGACCGCCCAAGAAAGGGUCAGCUGUUGUGCGCCCUAGAAAUCGGACACUCACUGCCGUCGAUGAGUCCAUGUUGGAGGACAUCGUUUUUCCUGCGGAGAUUGUUGGAAAGAGGGUGAGGUACCCACCUUGACGGUUCGAAGAUCAUCAAGGUAUGGUUAAGAUGAUGGCAUUGACAUUUAGACGGCAAUCAUGCCUUGCCAUGUACUUGCUAACUGGGAACUUGGUAGAUACAGACUUCUGUCAUUUCUAGACGAUGCUGCAGACUGCCCAUGCAGGUUACGAUUAGGCAGAAGUUUUGAUGCCUUGUGUUCAUUUCUGAAGGAUAUUGAGCUGUUUUGCCUAAAGUGACUCUAUGCUUUUUUUUAAAAGCAAUUAUUAGUCAGAAAACUUACGUAGGACACCAUUUCUCUCUCUCUCUCUCUUUCUCUCUCGUACAUAUUAUUCAUUUGGGUAUCUUAUAUGGUUUGGUCAUCUCAGAUUCUUCUGGACCCGAAAGAGAGGAACAGCACCGAGAGCAAGCUCUGCACCUUCGCUGGUAUUUACCGCAAGUUGUCGGGCAAGGACGUCGUCUUCGAGUACCUGGUGGCUGAGGCAUGA
This is a messenger RNA of Spirodela intermedia, 1347 nucleotides long. Lineage: Eukaryota; Viridiplantae; Streptophyta; Magnoliopsida; Alismatales; Araceae. The record is from the annotation of a GenBank genome assembly.